AUGGACGUGGAUUACAAUCCGAGCCGAAAAUCCCUAAUCAAGAACAAAUGGGUAGCCACGGCCGCCGGCAUAUGGAUCCAAUCCGCCGGCGGCUCCCUCUACACCUUCAGCAUCUACUCCUCCGUCUUGAAAUCCACCCAGGGCUACGACCAGUCCACCCUCGACACCAUAUCCGUCUUCAAGGACCUCGGCGCCAACGUCGGCAUCCUCUCCGGCCUCCUCUACUCCUUCUCCUCCGCCGCCGCCGGCCCGUGGGCCGUUCUGCUGGCCGGGGCGGUCCAGUGCUUCGCCGGCUGCUUCCUCAUGUGGCUGACGGUGACGGGGGCUCUCCCUAGGCCGCCGGCGGCGGUCAUGUGCCUGUACAUGCUUCUGGCGGCGCACGCCAUGACCUUCUUCAACACGGCUAAUGUGGUGACUGGGGUGCACAAUUUUCCUAGUUAUGGUGGCACCAUUGUUGGGAUUAUGAAGGGAUUUCUUGGUCUAAGUGGAGCCAUACUAAUACAAGUGUACCAAACAAUCUUCAAGAACAAGCCAAGUUCUUACUUACUGUUACUGGCUUUGCUUCCCACAGUCACAUCUCUUAUACUGAUGGGGUUCGUAAGAAUCUAUAAAACGAACGAGGAUGAUGAGAAAAGGCAUCUUAAUGCUUUCUCAUCCAUGGCCAUUGCUUUGGCUGCCUAUCUCACAGCUAUUAUAAUAAUCCAAAACAUCUUCAAGUUAAAAUUGUCCAUUCGUGUUGUUACGUUUGUUAUACUCGUGCUCCUCUUACUACUUUCGCCUAUUUUCGUUGCGAUUAGAGCCCAACGGGCUAAAUCAUACAGGGCUGUGAAAUCCCUGCUUGAGCAGAAUCAAAAUUUUUCAGAUGAAAAAAAUAUUCUUGUUGAGGAUGUAAUCUCGAAUGCUAGGCUAGCCGAUCUCGGUGAAUAUCAUGAAAUUCCAGACGGUACGGACCAGACGAGGGACAUGAAUAACUUAAAUCUACUGCAAGCAAUGCGAACGGUAAAUUUCUGGUUUUUAUUUAUUACUACGGCUUGUUCUUUUGGCUCGGGGCUUGCCACAGUGAAUAAUAUAAGCCAGAUAGGAGAAUCUCUUGGCUACACGAGCCUAGAGAUCAACACUUUAGUUUCUCUAUGGAGCAUAUGGAAUUUUCUUGGCCGUUUUGGAGCCGGCUUUAUCUCUGACUACUUCUUGCAUGUCAAAGGUUGCCCGAGACCUCUGUUUAUUGUAAUUACUUUGGCAGCUAUGUGCAUUGGCCAUGUCAUGAUCGGUCUCGGUUUUCCUAACUCUCUUUAUGCUGGUUCGGUUCUUGUUGGGGUCUCUUACGGUUCACAAUGGUCGUUAAUGCCAACAAUUGCCUCCGAGUUAUUCGGGAAAGUUCAUCUCGGCACAAUAUUUAACACGAUCACGAUUGCGGGUCCUAUUGGGUCGUAUAUUCUUUCGGUUAAGGUUGUGGGCUAUAUAUAUGACAAGGAAGUGCCGGAAUAUGAAGAGAUGUGUAUUGGGACUCGUUGUUUCAUGUCAUCAUUUUUCAUCAUGGCAGCCGUUACUUUCGGUGGUUCUCUUGUUGGCUUGGGAUUAUUGUUUCGGACGAGAAAGUUUUACAAAGAUGUUGUGCUACAAAGGGUUUUAUAUUCCUUGCGACAGAGCAGGAUUGCGAUUGAUGUCGAGUAA
Striga hermonthica is the source of this 1671-nucleotide messenger RNA. Lineage: Eukaryota; Viridiplantae; Streptophyta; Magnoliopsida; Lamiales; Orobanchaceae. The record is from the annotation of a GenBank genome assembly.